CAUCGAAGCUUGCUGGCGUUCCCUGCCCUCGGGGUCUGCGCAUGGAUAACUCGUGGGUGGGCCCGCCUCUCCCUUCACCCCGCAGAUUUUUGUACCCGCCCGUGCAAGGAACCCACCAAACCGAUUAGCCCAACCCAGCCAUUCCCCAAGCAGCAGAGGCGGAGAAAAAGACAGCCGGCGGCAGAGGAGGGGAGGCCAGGCCAACCACCGGUCGGAGCGGCGGCGGCGGCGGCGGUGGGUAUCCGAGUUUCUGUCAUGGUGGGCCUCGUAGGUGGCGGCGCGCGGGCCUGGAGGCUCAGCGACGAGGCGGCUAACGGCGCAGGUGGAGGAGGGGUGGCGACGGAGGCGGACUACAUGCGGCGGCUGCACGGCCACGCGCCCGGCGAGAACCAGUGCACCUCCGCUCUCGUCAAGCAUAUCAAGGCCCCCGUCCACCUCGUUUGGUCGCUAGUGCGGAGCUUCGACCAGCCGCAGCGGUACAAGCCGUUCGUCAGCCGCUGCGUGGUGCGCGGUGGCGACCUCGAGAUCGGCAGCGUGCGGGAGGUCAACGUCAAGACCGGCCUGCCGGCCACAACUAGCACCGAGAGGCUCGAGCAGCUGGAUGACGACGAGCAUAUCCUCAGUGUCAAGUUUGUUGGAGGCGAUCACCGGCUCAGGAACUACUCAUCCAUCAUAACAGUCCACCCACAGAGUAUUGAUGGGCGGCCAGGGACACUUGUGAUCGAGUCCUUCGUGGUUGAUGUGCCCGACGGCAACACAAAGGAUGAGACUUGCUACUUCGUUGAGGCCGUGAUCAAGUGCAACCUCACAUCUCUCGCUGAGGUAUCGGAGCGGCUAGCAGUUCAGUCACCUACAUCGCCGCUUGAACAAUAGCAUCCUCACGGGCACGGACUUGUGAAUCGGCAUGAAUAAGAAAGAAGCUUCAAAGGCUAGCAGGAAAUUUCUAUCUUUUACAGACCGGUAGAUUCUCCAUUUUCUUCCAUAUAUAUGUCUCUCGUAAGGAUUAGUAUGUAGACUUGUGUACUUGUACUAGUAGCUAGUGAUGCUUUAGAUCUUAGCAACUGCACCUAGCUACCUCAUGGUUAUGUAUGCAUACCUAGUAUGUGUAUGUAACAGGGAAGCAUAUGGAGUGGUUUUGCCUCUUUGGUGCAUUUGAGACAACUAGAUGCCUACUGUACUAUGUUCUUGGAUAACAUUCCACUAACGCUUGGGGUUGAGGAUUUUGACUUGUAGAUUUUGGAAUGGCGCUGUAAUAUAUACAUUGGUGGAAGAGUUCUCCUCGCUGUUAUUGAGAUGGAAGUAAAUGGAUAAUUUAUCUCUGUA
This is a messenger RNA of Triticum aestivum (bread wheat), 1323 nucleotides long. RefSeq names its product abscisic acid receptor PYL5. Gene Ontology annotation, biological process: abscisic acid-activated signaling pathway. Gene Ontology annotation, molecular function: protein phosphatase inhibitor activity; signaling receptor activity; abscisic acid binding. The coding region runs from base 256 to 873 and encodes 205 amino acids. The record is from RefSeq and is a predicted model, not a curated record. NCBI's taxonomy places the organism in Eukaryota, Viridiplantae, Streptophyta, Magnoliopsida, Poales, Poaceae. Gene Ontology annotation, cellular component: nucleus; cytoplasm. The transcript has 3 exons.